UUAUCCGAAGUGAAAUUUUGCCAAGGCCUUCGGAUUAUCGAGUCUGGACUGUAUUGGAAUCAAGAAUAACAUUUCAAAUGGGCAAAAUAUCAACCUAGAUUUUCAAAAUUUUGGAACAAAAUGGUUGAAAUAAAAUAAUAAACAGUUAUGCUUCUGUCAACAUUUAAUGAAAUGAAUUUAUGAAAAAUAUUUUCCCAAUGAGUGCUAUUCGAUCAAAAAUGAAAAAUAAGCGUUAAAAAAUUUGUUCUAAAUAGUUCACAAACAAUUGUACCGAUUUUGUCAAUAAACAUUUUUAUUUUUAGCAAUAUUUAUGUUGCCAAUUGAUUUUUAAAAGAAUAUAUGAUUAGGGCGUCCAAUUUUCUCGGGUUUUGAAUUUCCCGGGAAACGGGAAAAAUAUUUUUGAAAUCCCGGGAAUUCCCGGAAUCCCAGGAAAUUUUCAAACAGUUUUAAAAUCUAAGUUUUCAUAAUAUUUGUUAUGUUUUUCAAGGUUGAAAUCAUAGAAUUAUCUCAAUAUUAUUAAUUGGUGAUAAUCUUCACUUUGAUUUUUUUUCUUUGUUGUGCCUCAGAUUAUAAAUGCGCCAAUACAAUAUGAUUUAAACUAAAAAAGUCUCUUAUAAAUAUUUACAAAAAAAAACUACAACAAAUAAAAUGAUAGCAGGCAAUUUAAAUAUUAGAUUUGUUUAGACUUUUACGCUUCAUAAAUUAACAAUAUUUUACAAAUUAUCUCUAAGCCACUACCGCCAACUGGGGAAAAUUGGGACUAAAGUCUGAAUAGGUAUAGGAGAUUUUAGAGCAAUUUAUUUGGAAAUCGGUGUAAUUGUUUUGUUCUGUUCCGUUUUUAACCGAAAUCAAUAAAAAAAAUCAAAACUUUAUGCAAAAAAUGGCUUUAACAGUUCAAUACAUUUGUCCUGAUUUGCCACAGGUGCCGGUGCUUUAUGAUAAAUAAUUAGUUAUGAUAUUAUUUUUUAAUUUCAAAACAGGAACAUAAGUAUAUAAUGCCCAGUCUUUUCGAAUUGUUAUUUGCAUUGGCCUAAGCAUAUUUUUAAGUAAAUUUAUGGUUUAAUAUUGUAAGUCUCAAUUCGAAUUCCAUUAUCAUGAACUGACCUUACGCUGAGGUUGCUCGAUAACCUAUUUUUUGAGUCCGAAUUAUUUUGCAGCAAAGAACUGUUGUGUUUUGAGUACAGUAUGCUAGAAAUCGUAGAAAAGUCAAGUCUAACAUAAUGAAACUGAUUGUUGCUUUCCUGAUUUUGUUUGCUGUAGCGUGUUCGGCAGAAUAUAGCAAGCUGUGGUUACACGAGGUUACCAGAGAGGGCAAACAAUGCAUGCAGAAACUGUCGAUCUCUAUGGCAGAUAACGUUGUUGAACGUAUAAUGUACAACAGAGGACCCACCCGUGACGAUAUGAAAUACCUGCGCUGCUUUUACAUCAAAUUCGGCAUUCUCGAUGCAAACGACAAAUUUGUCGUUGAUCGGGCGGUUGAAUUUGAGAUGGAUCGGUACGAGGAACAGGAGGUGCGUCCCGUGGUUACCCGGUGUGCCAAACAGGACGAUCCCUCCGUGUACGAGCGCUUGUGGCAGUUCUAUCAGUGUUUCAAUACCGAUAAGAGCUUGAAAGCAUGAUUUAUUUUAAACUGUAUGUAGACGCAUCAAGAAUCUUUUUGCAAUAAAAUAAAGGAAAUAUUAA
This is a messenger RNA of Culex pipiens pallens (northern house mosquito), 1683 nucleotides long. RefSeq lists its product as uncharacterized. Gene Ontology annotation, molecular function: odorant binding. Bases 1221 to 1619 code for a protein of 132 amino acids. The transcript has 3 exons. NCBI's taxonomy places the organism in Eukaryota, Metazoa, Arthropoda, Insecta, Diptera, Culicidae. Gene Ontology annotation, biological process: sensory perception of smell. The record is from RefSeq and is a predicted model, not a curated record.